Darwinula stevensoni is the source of this 771-nucleotide messenger RNA. Lineage: Eukaryota; Metazoa; Arthropoda; Ostracoda; Podocopida; Darwinulidae. The record is from the annotation of a GenBank genome assembly.
AUGAAGUUGGAUAUAACAGACUUUGAAGCCACUGGGAAAUAUUUGAGGGAUCUGCAUCCGAGCUUGAUUGUCCAUUGUGCUGCUCAGAGGUCCCCAGACAAGGUUGAUACAGAGUAUGAGAAGACAUGUUGUCUCAACGUGGAAGCUUCAGGGAAUCUUGCCUCUCUUGCAAAGGAAGUUGGAGCCAAGAUGAUAUACAUCAGCACAGAUUAUGUAUUUGAUGGGAAGAACCCUCCUUAUCAUGAAGGUGAUAAGACCAAUCCUCUUAACAAGUAUGGUCUCACAAAACUGCAGGGUGAAGAAGCUGUCAUGAAGAGUUAUCCAGAUGCCAUCAUCCUCAGGAUUGGAAUACUCUAUGGAGAAGUGGAGCAUCUUGAAGAGAGUGCAGUCACUACCUUGUUUUCAACAUUGAAGGAUAAAAACCACGAGAAGACUGUAUCUGAUUAUGAGAUUCGUUAUCCCACUCAUAUCAAUGACAUUGCUCAUAUAUUGGUUGGCCUUGCAGAGAAAUGUGAUUCAAGUGGUGAGGUCAAGGGCAUCUACCAUUGGUGUGGGAAGGAGGCCAUGACUAAGUUCAAGAUGGUACAGGAAAUGUCCAAUGCCUUGUCUAUCCCCAUGGACCAUGUGAAGCCAGACUCAUCGCCUCAAUCUGGUGCUGUCACCAGACCAUACAAUGCUCAGUUGGCAACAUCUCGCAUAGAUAAACUGGGCUUGGGAUGUCACACACCAUUCAAAGUUGGCAUCACUGAAUGUCUCAAACCAUACCUAUAG